CCUGCAUUUCCAAUCUCAACCCUCAUGAAUUCCGUCGCCCCCUUUCUCUCUCUCAUCUGCCCCUGUAAUUCUUCAAUCUCUUUCUUUCCGAUUUGCCCCAUUCUCCCUCUUCUACACACUCUUUCUCUCUCUCCCACUGAUCAACUGAAUUACCCGCCAAUUUCCUAAUCUCAAUCUUCCCUUUUCAAGCUCCUUUGACGUUCUUACCUCUCCCCCAAUCCGCCGAUCCAACCGUUCUUUCAAUCGAUUUUAAUUUUGUUUUUGAUGUCUUGUUUGCCGAUCGAUACUUCAUGCUUCUCGAAUCUAGGGUUCCGAAAAGAUUUCUAAGUUGGGAAGUAAAAUGGAUUAAUGGGUUCUCCUUCACUAGUAGAUGUUGAGCUAGUGUUGGAAAGGGGGGGAUUUGAAAUUGAAUCUCCUGUUGGUUUACUCUGAUAAGUUAAUUUUCAUGGCUAAUCGUGACUCGAUGCUUGGAAAUAAUAAUCAUACAUUGUCUUUAGGACAAAACCAACAGAUGAUUUUGGGUCAUAAUAACCACAAUGAAUUGGAACUAGGGCAGAAUCAUGACCAUGAAUUGGGUUUAGGUCAGGUUGUUGAUCAUGAUAUGGAUUUGGGUCGAUGUGAUGAUGAAGAUGAUGAUGAUGAACAGAAGCCUGAAUGUGAUGUUCAUGAAUUGGAUCUUCAUCCACAGGGCCAUGAGCUAGCUCUAGUGGAUAACAACAUCAUUGGAGAUGGAGAUGAAGAUGAAGAAGAAUUAGCUAUUUCUGAAAGCCAAGAACUUGACCUGACUGUUGAUCAUAACCAUGAAAUGGGGAUUGAACUUGUUCAUGAAAUGGAUAAUAACGAUAACCAUCUCAUGAUCUCUCCCAUUCUCCAGCAACGAAUGAUCGCUUCAGACACGAACUACGAGCUUCAUGUUGGUCAAGAAUUCCCAGAUGUGAAAAGUUGUCGAAGGGCAUUGAGAGAUACAGCUAUUGCCCUUCAUUUUGAAAUUCAAACUGUCAAAUCUGAUAAAACACGUUUCACAGCUAAAUGUGCGAGCGAGGGAUGUCCAUGGAGAAUACAUGCUGCAAAACUUCCAGGUGUGCCAACCUUCAGUAUACGAACAAUUCACGAUUCCCAUAAGUGUGGAGGAAUCGAGCAUUUAGGUCAUCAACAAGCCUCUGUUCAAUGGGUGGCUAACUCUGUCGAGCAGCAGCUUCGAGAAAAUCCUAAUUACAAACCGAAGGAGAUACUCGAAGAGAUUCAUCGCGUUCAUGGAAUCGCGUUAUCGUAUAAACAAGCCUGGCGUGGGAAGGAACGGAUUAUGGCUGCAAUGAGGGGUUCGUUCGAAGAAGGUUAUUGUCUUCUCCCGCAGUAUUGCGAACAAGUGAAACGAACUAAUCCCGGGAGUAUCGCUAUUGUUUACACGAAUCCAUCCGAUAAUUCAUUUCAGAGGCUGUUUAUUUCAUUUCAGGCGUCCAUUUACGGUUUCGUUAAUGCGUGUCGCCCUUUACUCGGACUGGAUCGAACGUAUCUGAAGAGUAAAUAUUUGGGGACUUUGCUUCUCGCGACUGGAUUCGAUGGCGACGGUUCUUUAUUCCCGUUAGCAUUUGGAAUAGUGGACGAAGAAAACGAUGAUAAUUGGAUGUGGUUUCUCUCCGAACUCCACAACUUACUCGAGAUGAACACCGAAAACAUGCCGAGGCUGACGAUAUUAUCAGACAGACAGAAAGGGGUUGUCGAUGGGGUGGAGGCGAAUUUUCCAACAGCCUUCCAUGGAUUCUGUAUGCGUCAUUUGAGCGAUAGUUUCAGUAAAGAAUUCAACAAUCGAAAUCUCGUUAACCUUUUAUGGGAAGCAGCUCACGCCUUAACUGUCAUGGAGUUCGAAGCAAAAAUCCUCGAGACCGAAGUGAUUUCGACAGACGCUGCUUACUGGAUAAGACGAAUCCCUGCUCGGCUCUGGGCGACUGCUUUUUUCGAAGGUACGAGGUUCGGCCAUUUGACGGCUAACAUCAUCGAAUCGCUCAACACGUGGCUUCUAGAAGCUUCCGGGCUUCCUAUUAUCCAAAUGAUGGAAUGCAUAAGGAGGCAGCUCAUGACUUGGUUCAACGAACGAAGAGAAACAAGCAUGCAAUGGACCUCGAUCCUCGUUCCAUCCGCUGAGCGACGAGUGGCUGAAGCUCUCGAGUGCGCGCGUACUUACCAAGUACUUCGCGCGAACGAGGCCGAAUUCGAAGUUGUAUCUCACGAAGGGACUAAUAUAGUCGAUAUUCGAAACCGAUGCUGUUUGUGUAGGGGCUGGCAGCUUUACGGUUUGCCUUGUGCGCAUGCAGUUGCGGCUCUUCUUUCGUGCAGGCAGAAUGUGCAUAGGUUUACGGAAAGCUGUUUUACUGUUGCAAAUUAUAGGAAGACUUAUUCGCAAACUAUACAUCCUAUUCCGGAUAAGACUUUGUGGAGGGAAUUGUCGGAUGGGGAUUCCGACGCGAGUAAAGCGGUUGAGAUUGCGAUUAAUCCGCCGAAAUCGCUUAGGCCGCCUGGUCGACCGAGGAAGAAGAGGGUGCGGUCGGAGGAUAGGGGUCGGGUUAAGCGAGUUGUGCAUUGUAGUCGGUGUAACCAAACGGGGCAUUUUAGGACCACUUGUGCCGCACCGAUAUAGGUUUGUUGUAUGUUUUAUGUUGUAUUUGGGGGAAAAUGUGGUUUUGAUUUUCCUAUAAUUAUGUUGUUAUUUGUUUUCUAUGGAGUCUUGGUAGUUAAGAGUGUAGAAUUAGAUGAAUAGAUAAUAGAUAGCUUUAAAUUAUUAUUUGAUGUUGAAAUUCUUGGUAAGGUAAAAGUGUUGUAUUACUUUCUUUGUUAUUAAAUAUAUCCAUCCUUGAUGUGUAAUUAAAUGAUAAUAAUUUAA
Molecule: messenger RNA, 2878 nt
Organism: Impatiens glandulifera
Lineage: Eukaryota; Viridiplantae; Streptophyta; Magnoliopsida; Ericales; Balsaminaceae
Exons: 3
Coding region: 446-2635 (729 amino acids)
Molecular function (GO): zinc ion binding
Source: RefSeq, a predicted model, not a curated record